CACAGAAACCCUGGGAGUGCGUGCGGACUUCAUGGAUCAGGGCCAUUUGCAGCACUGUUGACUUUUGUAGCAGCAUCUCCGCUGAACACCCCGACAUCUUUGUUCAUGAUGCAUCUCUGAGAGGGGAGCUUCUCUUUCCCAGCAAGAGGAAGGAAAACAGACUGAUCACUUUCUUCUGCUACUGGUUUCUAUUUCUAUCAAGAGAUGAUGUUUUCGUCUGCAGGCAAGCGCUGCUUCACGAUCGAGUCUCUGGUCGCCAAAGAGAACCCUUUAAUGGCCGAGGACCCCAUCCGUCCGACGGCUUUGAGUUACUCCAACCCGGCGACAGAGGUCUUAAUGAACAGUUACCCGGCUCCGCCGGGCAGGUCCAUCUACCAGAGCCCGGACCUGGUGUUCCCAGAAACGGUAAACCACCCCUCCCUCACCGUGGCCCCUCACCAGCUCGGAGGCUCCCACCUACAGCAUCCGCACUUCUUCGGGACGCAACACCGAGACCCGCUCAACUUCUACCCCUGGGUCCUACGGAACAGGUUCUUCGGACACAGAUUUCAAGGUAACGACGUGUCCCAGGACAGCCUGCUCCUCCACGGUCCUUUCGCCAGAAAACCCAAACGCAUCCGGACAGCCUUCUCUCCCUCCCAGCUCCUCCGUCUGGAAAGAGCCUUCGAGAAGAACCACUACGUCGUCGGGGCCGAGAGGAAGCAGCUAGCAAACAGCUUGAGUUUAUCUGAAACACAGGUGAAGGUGUGGUUCCAGAACAGGCGGACCAAGUACAAGCGACAGAAGCUGGAGGAGGAGGGCCCAGAGAGCCAGCAAAAGAAGAAGGGAAGCCACCACAUCAACAGAUGGCGCAUCGCCACCAAGCAGUCCAGCUCCGAGGACAUCGACGUGACCUCAGAGGACUAAAACCGCGCUCCAACCUCCGACAAUGCUGCCCUAAAACCAUGCGUCCCCUUCAGGCGCAUCAGAGGACCAACACUAUUUAUUAUGUAAUAUUAUUAAGUAUAAUUAGACACAUUAGAGGACUAAAUAUGUGAUCACCGCACAUCUCUUCAUCAAGGUGCUACACUCAGUGACACUGGAAGAAAAAUAAAAAUCUUUUGAAUGACAUCCAUCCUGGAUGUCUCUGGAUGAGGAGAGAUCUUUGGUGUGUGACGACCAAAGAUGAAGAGAAACAACGCCAACCUCUAUCAGUCUGGGUUUUUUUGUUGUUUUUUUUUAAAAUUGUACAUAGGCCACUUAUAGGCUAAAGGUUGUUUUUGAAAGACGCCAUUUGUUUCAUUAAAGCUGUUUUUACCACCUGCUUAUGUCAUUAACACCUCAUGGCUCACCCCCACCCCACUCUGCCACCUGCGUACCAUGUUAAUUUAAAUUUCUGGCCCUGACCACACGAACAAAACAGGACAUUAAACCAUGUGUCUAAGAAGAUCCCAAAAUUUUUGCAGCACGAUUUCAUUUUCACCGGUGACUUGACACCCAUCCCAGCGCUCUGUUAUGCUUCCUGAUGAAGAUUCUGCACAAAAAGGCGAUUCAUGACCAGCUGUGCAUGACUCUGGGACAGACGAGAAGCUGCAGGGACCUCUGGUGUUAGGGGCGAGUUGUGCCACACAAUGAAAGCGAGUUCACACAGCUUUGUGCUUCUUCUGCCGUGCCACAUUUGUCAGUGUGGGGUUGAUGGAUGACCUCUCCAUUCGUCGAUUGUCUGCAGAUGUCACGAAGCGCCGUGUGUAGUAUACAAUAUAAGAACGUACUUUUCAGAGAGCAGCACAUGUAAUUACAAAAAGAUGUUUUAGAAAUAAAAAA
Sander lucioperca (pikeperch) is the source of this 1803-nucleotide messenger RNA. RefSeq names its product empty spiracles homeobox 1 (gene emx1). Gene Ontology annotation, molecular function: DNA-binding transcription factor activity, RNA polymerase II-specific; DNA binding. Gene Ontology annotation, biological process: central nervous system development; brain development; neuron differentiation. Bases 205 to 906 code for a protein of 233 amino acids. The transcript is spliced from 3 exons. Lineage: Eukaryota; Metazoa; Chordata; Actinopteri; Perciformes; Percidae. The record is from RefSeq and is a predicted model, not a curated record.